Apus apus (common swift) is the source of this 6696-nucleotide messenger RNA. It is a transcript of the gene C5H11orf24, whose product is annotated as chromosome 5 C11orf24 homolog. Lineage: Eukaryota; Metazoa; Chordata; Aves; Apodiformes; Apodidae. The transcript is spliced from 4 exons. The record is from RefSeq and is a predicted model, not a curated record. The coding region runs from base 4410 to 6038 and encodes 542 amino acids.
UUGGAAAUGAGCUGUUUGCUUGCACUGUACUUUCUCUCUGUGUAUUAUGUUUGUCUACUUCACAUAUUCUGCAUAGAGGCAUUUUUAUAAGUGGCUAAAGAACAUUUAAAUUUAUUUUAAGCUUGUAAGUUUGGUACUGAGUGUCUUCGAGGAGGGAUUAUCAGUUGACCCCUGAGAAGCACGUGUUUAGUGAGAGAGGGAGCGGAAAUAAACCUUUUGUGUUUCAGUGUCUCCUCUAACUGGUGCUGGCCUAACCCAGAUAGGCUGCCAGGUGCUUUGGAAGAGGUGAGAAGCAUUUGUUGGAAUUUUGUUUUCCUGUGAAGCUGAUACAGUCAAGUGGGACCAAAUUCAGCUGUGAUGGAAAGGAUUUCUGGCGGGUUAGAGUGAGUGGUUUGGGACACAAAGCAUCUCUGUGCACAGGUGACACAUGGCUGUGUUAAUGCAGCAGCAUGUAGACACCGAGUGUAAUCAACAUUUGAUCUUACAGAUAUAUGUAGUUCUUGGGUCAGUUGAGAUUAAUUAUUUUAUUUCUCCCAAAAGACUGAGAUUGUAACUAUAACAAUAAUAAUUAUAGUACUUAUGCAUAGAUAUAAUGUUGCUGUAGCUGCAUAUCCAAAAUGUAAUCGAAGUUGUUAGUUCUUUGAGAUUUGGAUAGUACAAGUACAAAGGUAUCACUAAAGGUGGUAAAAACCCCCCUAUAAUAAGAGAGUACUCUGUGUUUUAAUUAAUUGCUGUUAUUCUUUACUGUUUGCUUUCAAACAGUAAAUGCAUACAUUAUUGCACAACCAUUUCAUUCUCAGGGUCAUUUUUUUAGGCUAUAAAAUACUGCUUCCUGUAAGUCUUUUACCUUGAAAAGCUAAACAUAAGCUGGACUCUGAUCAAAAUUUAAAAUUUAUCCUUAAUGAUGUAUUUUUGCUUUUUUUCUGGGGGUCAGAAACUUCUUGCUGAAUCUCUGCUUGUGACCUGUGAGCUUUACAAAAAAUGUACUUAGUUCUGCACAAUAUGGUGGGACUGCAGGUUGACAAACAGUGCUCUGAGUGUCUUGGUGAGGUACCUAUGGUGUCCAUGAAGGAACCCAAAUUGCUCUUUUUAAGUUGAAGAACUUGAAGUUUAAAGCAAACUUGCAAUAAGGUCUGUCUGGUCUAGGAAAAUCUCGUUUCCUCCAUGCUUUCCUCCUUGGUCCCUGUCUUGUCAACCAAAGUUUUCAAUGGUUAAACCUACAGCAUAUGCUAAGAAUGACAGCAAGUGUGUGCUAAAGGCUAAGGCAAACUUGUGGAAGUGCCUUGUAAUUCAGAACAGUGGGGAAAGUGUUGAAAUUAUCUUUUCUGAGUAACACAAAUUCAUAUUAUCAAAUCCCUGAAGAAGACAUGGAGCUGCUUUCCUGAGCACCCUGUGUACCAUGUUGCUGGGGCUGUGGUUGUGUCAUCUCCUCUUCUGUGGUGAUUCUUUGAGCUUUCAUUAGGGUGCAGUUGGAAGAGCAAGUGAAGAGAAGGAAUGAGAAGUCAAUCUGUGCUGUGCAUGUGCAGUGAGAAGAGAGAGAGCCUGGUAAAGCUGGUGCUGACUGGACACCAGGCGCAGUCUCUGGUACACUGGACUAGGUGGGGCUGGUGAACUGCGUUUCCCCACUGUUGUCAGGUGAGACUUAGAUAUAUUUUCCAGCUGCCAGGUGGGAUGAUCCAGGCACUUUUGACUACAGUGAGAAACCUGCGUGUACAAAAUGAGCUUGAUGCUGAGCACAACUUACUCAAGGGAGAAAGCCACUGGGAAGUGCAUGAGCUAAGGUCAGCAGUGCACUUAUCCUACAGUCAGGUCCUUUUCAACUCCCCUGGUCUCCAGGGGAGCAGAAGAUGUAGAAAUGCUCCAUUGUUGAAAGUCUUACUUUCAAUAGGCAAAAUAACUGUUUUUACUAGAGUAAGUAAAAGAUCGGGAAGGAAGGCUUAGAGUUCCUUAGUGAACUUGUAGGGUAUUGCAGAAAAGAGUGGAAGGUCUUAAGGCAGCUUAAAGAAUCACUGACAAAGAUAUCAGGAAAAGGUGAUUUUUAAUAUAGAUUUAUGAAAGUGUGACUUAACAGAAUUCAGUGGCAAGUUUCACUAUUACUUACUAUGUGGAAGGAGCUUAUAGGGGUUGAAAGUGCAUGGGAGUGAUUUACACAGGGAUUAAGGGAAAUGGUUGCUACAGGGAUAGGGGAGGCUGAAUCGGGGACAGGCUGGAAUGAUUUGCACAGGGAUUAGGGAAAAGGCUGAGGAACACCCUCCUGUUGAGUCAUGAGGUCCAGACUGGACCUCCUUGCUUUCUAAACUCCUGCUCAGAGAGGAGUCCAGUUGCAGCUGAAUCCAUUCCUAGUCUCAGACUUGGUAAUUUACAACUAAGGGAUUUAAGUGUAGGGAUUUCAGUGUAGUGCUUUAAUACAUUAUUAUGGGUCUGGUGUGAUUUGAAAUAGCAACAAAUUAAGACUGCUUAACACUAUUCUAACAAACAAAAUUAAAUUAUAUGAUUUUCUAAUAAAGUUAUAAGAAUCAGUUAUAAUCAAUAGAGGUUAAAGUGAAAUUCUAAGAAAUGUUCUUAACUAAAUUGAGCACAGAUGCACAUACACACACAUAUAUAAAGGCUAACCUGUUAAUAUCUUCAAUUUUGGUACGUAAUACAAUGAAAGAAGUUGCAUUCUUUUCCCCCAGUUACCCAAUGUAGUAAAAUUAUAACAGCCUGAUAUAAUUUGAUUUUCCCUCAUACCUAAAAGAAGUGGCUGGCUACUUAGUCUUUCAAUUGGAUGAACUGGCCUCCUUUGUGAGACACGUGGUGCAAGCUACAACUUGGUGCCAUUCUGGAGAGCUCCAAGGGACCUCCAGCUUCAGAUAUUUAUAGGGUCCAAGAUGACUGACUUUGGUCAGUACUUUUCCACGAUAGUCAAGAUACAGGUUAGGUAAUCUUUGGCAACUUUCAGAGUGCGCCUAUAUUCUGAGGAGGAGGGGUCUUAGGUUUGUACUGCAAGCAGAAUUUCAGAUAUGACUAGGGGUUGCUGCGUCACUCCAUUGCCGUAUUUGCACUAGAAAAAAAAGGUACCCGAUUAUCCAGGUUCACCACUCCUCUAGGCAAGGUCAGAAAGUGCUGGGCUGUAUCAGUGUACUGAACCUGCUAGCAAAACAAGAAUAAUGUUAGGCCCACUGCACUUAACUAAAGUAAGAACAAUGUUGGCUGGUGUUGAUGUGGCAACGUGGCUUAGUAAACGGGAGUUUGCACCUCCACCCAGGGUGACUAGGGAUGCUUAAUUUGAGGCACUGCAUUUUAGUAUCAGGUUUUGUCCCUGUCUUUGACUCAAUGUGGACCUGUAUGUUGUGUGUUCUUUCUGAAGCUUGGGGUAGAUGUUUGUUUCACCCUUAUGUUUCACCCACCCACCAAGCAGGGUGGUUUUAAGGCUAAAACUCUGUUACCCUGUUUGGGGUGUUACCCUGUUUGAGUAAGGAGGAAAACUUUCAUGGUAUGAAGCAUCAAAAUUUUGCAGUCUGGGAGUCAAAGCUAAUAAAAGUUAUUUUGAGCUUUCUUGGAGGCAACUUUUUCUUAAAUUCACAAGCAUGGUUGGGGCUAGAGUUGAGACCUCAGGGUGAAUCUUCUUGCAGGGAUGGCUGAAGCAGGGUCUUACAUGUUACUGAUGACCGCUGAAUUUUUUUUCACUGUGCUAUUUAUACUGUUCACCCAUGGUGCUUGUUCUAAGUUGUGAACAGCUUUUGUGUCUUCAGCUGCAUUUGUCACGCCUCUGAGAUGUCAUACCAAUUUGAGUCCCAACACUUUUUGAAGGCCAUGACAUUUCUCUUCAUAACUGAGGACUAAAGCUGGCUUCAGUGAUAAGGAAGAUGGUUGCCCUUAAAAACUACUAGGGAAGAAACUUGGUUUGCUUCAGGCUGAACUGUUUGGAGUCUCAUAUACAGCUUUAAAAAGUCUUGGAAGCAAGAGGGUAAAUCCAGGUAUAAACUGAUUAUCUGCUCUGUAGUCACUGUGAGCUGCUUCAGUGACUUCAAGGAUGAGAGCCCAUCCAUUGGGAAAGAGUUUUGUCUGUGCAUUGUUAAUGAAGAACAUACUGCCUAUUUAUUGUUUUAUGUGGGAAAAUGAAGGGUUACUGUGGGUAUAAAUCUUCUUUAGUAAUAGCUGAUGUGUCUGUGUAAUGUCUUGAAAUACUGGGUUUUGUUUGUCUUCAGUUUAAGUUUCUCCUCACUUUUCGCAAUGAGUGGAAAAAAGCGAAGCAGGAGUCAGCUAAGGUUGAUGCUUCAUUUUGACUGACUUUGUGUAAAGGCAGGGCCAGGACUAUAGUUCCCCGCAUUAUCAGUGUGCUCAAGCUGAUGCAAACCCUUCUGCUGAGUGUGGAUAUAACACAGGGUCCCAGUGUGAGUCAAAAGGCAUAAUGUCUGUGCUGCUGUAUGCCUAUGGACUUUGAGUCUUGCUUUGUACACGUGGCUUUUGACUUGAGCUAUUCUCUGUCGGAGCCUGAGGAAAGAAGAGCAAAGUACGCUUUCUACGAGGAUCUCGUUGAUUUGAAAGCGAUACAAGAAAGAAUUGCUCCUGAGAAGAGAAGCCUCCCUGCAAGGCUAGCCCUGAAGAUGUGGACUGCCAUUGCAUUCUUCCUGAUGAUUUCCUUCUGUACGUGUGAACAUAGGUUUUCUGUCCUGAAAGGAAGAGGAGUCCAUGUAGUGCGAAUAAACAGGCUUACAACUGAAAAGCAGUGCAGGCAGGCUUGUCAAAGCCCUGGUGUUUCAGGUAACCAUCACUGUAAUUGGUCUGCGCCCUACCAAAAUUGCUGCAUCCUCUUGCAGUGUCACCAGCUGAGUGUAUGCCAGAAUGCCAGAGAACAAGACAUCAAAGAUCUGCUUGGAGAAAUUGUUGGUGGGAAGAGGGAAACAAUUUUGUUUCAUCAUCAAACCUAUCCACAGAAAAGGAAGAGGAUGGUAAAAGUACAGGUGGACCAACACAACGUGGAAAACCUGGUUUUCUCAACUGCUCGGACUCACAAAAUUCACUUGAGGCAUUUAGUUGAGGUUAAGAAUGAAGAUGUAACAACAAAUGCAAGAAAAAUAAUUGCAAGCAAUGCAACCAGCACCCCAGCAACCACCACCACUGCCACAGCCAUAGCAAUAAGUGUUACACAUGCAGCUGUUCUCACUACAGCUUAUGAAACAACUGUCAAAACCUCAAACGCCCCUGGAGAUUCUGAUCUCCUUGCUGAAGCCGUGUCAUCCUCUGCCACUUCUUUCACUUCUGGUAACAUCCCUGUUUCUACUUCCAGCAAUGUCACAAAGCUUGUGACCACCACUGAAAAAUCAGGACAUAGUAGCUCUGUCUCAGGAUUGUCCCCCACUUCCACUGCUUCUCCUCUCAGUGUAAUUUCUGAAGCAGGUACUCCAAUGCCUCCAACAGAUCAGUUUAACCCAGCCACCACCAGCACUCCCCACUCUAGUAGCCACGCCACUGUUGGAGCUGGCCUGAAUACACCAAGCACGACAUUAACCACUUUCAUGCCACAGGAUGAAGGAAUGUCUUCCACUGCUUCCACUCAUGCCAUGGCACUCAGCCCCUUGGAGGAUUCACACUCUCUGAAUUCACUGCCUGGCAUUACAUUGCUAUAUCUAGAACCAGAAGCAAGUACAGCCACAACAUCAUUGCAUAAAUCAGCUUACAUUCUGGGGUCUACAAGAGGUGCCAUGGUUUUAACUACUGCCUCUACAUCAAAAACUACUACUGUGGGUGAGAUAAAGUCAACAUCUUACAUUUUUUCAACAACUGUGACCCCAGCAGUUGCACCCAAAACAACAGCUUCAGGCUUUGAAGAAACUCAGAACAUGGACAGUGAGUAUCAUCUCAUUGCUGCUGAGCCUUUAACUCAGUACUUAGUGGAUAAAAGCUUGCUUCUUGGAUUACUUUUAGUUGGUACAUUUUUUUUUAUAACUAUUGUAGUUCUUUUCCUUACACAGGCCUAUGAGAGAUACAAGAGGAAAGAUUACACACAAGUGGAUUACUUGAUCAAUGGAAUGUAUGUGGACUCAAAGAUGUGAAAUGGUGGGGAAUAAAACAGUGGGCAGAGAUAUGGAAAGAGAUUGAAGGGCUGCCCGACUUGUUUUUUUUCUCCUAUUUGCCUAUGACACGAACUGAAAGUGCUUCCAAAUUUACUUCUGGUGCAAUUGAGGAAAAAUGCCAUGUACUCUAAGAUAGAAAACCCCAAUUUUUUUAUUCAAUUGUGCAACAUGGUGCUGUGAAAAAGAGUUGUAAUUUUUAAAACAUCCAUAAUGCACAAUAGGUUUGGCCAUUAUUUUUCAUGGUAAAACAAACCCAACAAGGGAUAGGUCAUCAUCCUGGAUAAAUGGUAUAGUGCUUUUUCAACUGUUUGCAGUGCAAGUUCCUUGUGUUCCCUUUGUUUCUCAUAUGCUCCUCCAAAAACAGGAAAGGAUGCUUUCAUCUUUUGCAAAGUGUUCUGAAAUCAUCAGGUGAGAAGUGUGGAAUAUUGCUGCAGCAGGGAAUGUUUAAUCCAAUGUGUGUCAUGUCUCAGUAUGCCUCUUGCUUGUAAAAGAUUUCUGUUUAUAAGACUCUAUAAGCUCUGUUUACUGCUCACACAAGAUAUCUUUUCACCAUGAAGCAGAUUACAGUGCUGCUGAACUUAUCUCAUUUUUGUAUUCACAUAAUAAAUGGGGCCCUGGAAGGGCAUACCUUGUUGCA